This is a messenger RNA of Carica papaya (papaya), 796 nucleotides long. The record is from RefSeq and is a predicted model, not a curated record. NCBI's taxonomy places the organism in Eukaryota, Viridiplantae, Streptophyta, Magnoliopsida, Brassicales, Caricaceae.
UGCGUGGAGAAAUGGGCAAGAGACCACCUCCGGAUCCCAUAGCGGUAUUAAGAGGUCAUCGCGCUUCUGUUAUGGAUGUGUGUUUUCAUCCAUCUAGGCCUUUAGCAUUCACAGGUUCAACAGAUGGUGAGCUGCGGAUUUGGGAUACAAUUCAACACCGUACACUUACUUCUGCAUGGGUCCAUAGUGCAGCACAUGGGGUUAUAGCAGUGGCAAGUAGUCUUUCAAUUGGAAACAACAAGGUUGUAAGCCAGGGUAGGGAUGGAACCAUAAAAUGCUGGGACAUUGGAGAUGGAGCUUUCUCCAGGGACCCUUUACUCACAAUCAAGACAGAUGCAUAUCACUUCUGCAAACUUUCUUUGGUCAAAAGGCCUGUUGCUAGUAUAGAGAAAGAUGGAGUCAGAAAUUGUUAUAAUUGGGACAGUAACCAAACUGAUGAUGCUGAACAACUGGAGGCUAGUGAAAUAGCGGCAAAAGGAAGAUCAACAGAGUGUUCUGACCCACCACGAGAAGAAAUGCAUGGUGGAGGAGCUAAAUAUGUGGCUGUGGCAGGGCAACAGUCUUCUCAGGUUGAAAUUUGGGAUCUUAAUACUGGAGAUAGGUGUGCACGUUUGCCUCAAAGCAGUGAAGGAAGCUCCCUGAGUGUUUCUACGAAGGAGAGAGGACUUGGACUCGGGGAAGACGAUUGGCAAUGCUAGUAUGGAUUUGGGUCUUUAUCUACAGCAAGCUGACAGCUCUUUUCUUAAUAAACAAACUCAUCAUGCAGAUCUUGAUCUUCCCAUUGAAUUUCAUAAAG